CCGGUAGGAGCCUGCGACGGCGUGCAGUUGUCUGAAGAUUCUUCAAUCACUAUGUCAAGUGACACAGAUGUUUCUCUUUCUUCAUACGAUGAAGAUCAGGGAUCUAAACUUAUCCGAAAAGCUAGAGAGGCACCAUUUGUCCCCAUUGGAAUGGCAGGUUUUGCAGCAAUCGUUGCAUAUGGAUUAUAUAAAUUGAAGAGUAGGGGCAAUACUAAAAUGUCCGUUCACCUGAUCCACAUGCGCGUGGCAGCCCAAGGCUUUGUUGUAGGAGCAAUGACUCUUGGUAUGGGCUAUUCCAUGUAUCAAGAAUUCUGGGCAAAACCUAAACCUUAGAAGAGGAGAUGCUGUCUUGGUCUUGGUGGUGCUUGCUUUAGUUAGACAUCUCAUAUUGAGGUUAUAUGUUUAUGUUGAAAAUAAAUUCUGUGGGUCGGACAAUAACAUGGUAAUUUGAAUACUGGCUUCCUUUCUUGCAGGCUUGAUUUGCCUAGUGACUAGUUCACUAGCUAGGUCAUUCAGGGGAGUCAGAUUAGCACAAAUGCAUGUCACUUUUAAAUGCACCUGAUAGUGGUACAAUGUCCACCUUCUUAAACUCUUCUGAUAAAAUUAGUUGUAAAGAGGACAACAUGCCAAACCUGAAAAUGCUCCCAGUUGCUGCAGAAUAUCAUAUGCUUUUGAUGUAAUGUAGGAAUCCUAUUUAUCCCAGUUAAUUCAACUCUUUCUGACUGCCUUGUGGACUGAGUACUGUUUUUAAGGUCUGGUUGGCUCUUGAAGAACACUUUGAGAACAGUGCACGGAAUACAACAUUAUAAACCUCCCAGCAACUAUGUGUGUGUUUUUAAACCAAACCUAAAGAGCUGGUAACAGCUGCUUUGAAGUAGUAUCUGUUUCAGAAUCAUAGUUGUAAGCAUGAGAAUAACUUAACUGCAGAUCCCCGUUUAGCUGUUUUGUAAUUGCAGAAUUAUAGUUUGCUGCUGUUAUAUUAGAAUAAUUUUUAAAUGGCAUUUUGAAAUAGAAGUGUGUAUUUUAAGUGCUAAUGCAAAGGUAAAUGAAAAAUACUUUUUAAAUGUGUGCAGUCUGUUUAUUUUCUCUGAAAGAAUCUUAAAUGUUAAACUAAAUAAAUUGCCUAUAAUGGAAGUGAUUUAUGAGCAAGCUGGUUUGGUCAGACAUUAUACAAACUUUGGUAUACUACAGAAUGCUUUGUUGUACUUGUGAAAUUCUCUUGUCUAACCUGAAUUUACAUUCCAUGGUGAUAACAUGGUAAAUGUAGUGUUAUUAAAGUAAGUGAACACA
Physeter macrocephalus (sperm whale) is the source of this 1290-nucleotide messenger RNA. RefSeq names its product HIG1 domain family member 1A, mitochondrial. Gene Ontology annotation, cellular component: mitochondrion. The transcript has a single exon. NCBI's taxonomy places the organism in Eukaryota, Metazoa, Chordata, Mammalia, Artiodactyla, Physeteridae. The record is from RefSeq and is a predicted model, not a curated record. Gene Ontology annotation, biological process: mitochondrial respirasome assembly; negative regulation of apoptotic process. Bases 52 to 333 code for a protein of 93 amino acids.